AUGUCGUCGCACGGGUCGGAUCACAUCAGCAGCGAGAAGCAGGCGAUUGCUCCCGAAAUAGCAACCGCUGCUGUCCCAGCUAGCCAGGUGCCAAAAACCCAGGGGAAGGAGAAGGAGGUGCACAAUGCCGAGCUCUACGCUGCCAUUCAGGAGGCCAACAUUAACCCUUGGAGCAGGACAUCUCUGCAUCUUUACUAUUCCAUUUUCGUUGCCUUUUGCUGCGCGUGUGCCAAUGGAUACGAUGGCUCUCUCAUGACGUCCAUCAUCGCUAUGAAGCCCUUCCAAGAGCAGUUUGGUGUCAAGGCUGUUGGAACUGGCGCCGCCGUCAUCUUCUCGCUCUAUGUCGUUGGUGCCAUGGUUGGCGCUCCCUUCGCCGCUACCCUCUCCGACAAGCUCGGCCGCCGGAAGAGUAUGUUCACGGGCGGUGUUAUUAUCAACCUCGGCAUGAUCAUUAUUUCGACCUCGUCACACCUCCCGCAGAUUGUUGUGGGUCGUUUUAUCCUUGGCCUCGGUAUCGCCGUCAUGACAGUCGCCGCCCCUGCGUACGCCCUCGAAAUCUCCCCGCCUCACUGGCGUGGCCGCUGCACGGGUUUCUACAACUGCGGCUGGUUCGGCGGUGCCAUCCCGGCUGCCAUCGUCACCUUCGGAUGCAACUACAUGGAGAACGACUACUCCUGGCGUGUGCCCCUGAUCCUCCAGUCUUUUGCCUGCCUCGUCGUCAUGGGCUCUGUCUUCUUCAUCCCCGAGUCUCCUCGUUUCCUCAUCGCCAACGGCAAGGAGGAAGAGGCUCUCGCGUUCCUCGUCAAGUACCACGGCAACGGCGACCCCAACUCGCGUCUUGUUCGCCUCGAGUACGAGGAGAUGAGGGAGGGUAUUGUACAGGACGGCGUGGACAAGACCUGGUGGGACUACCGGCCGUUCAUGUUCACGCACAGCGGCCGCUGGCGUAUCGCCCAAGUGCUCAUGAUCUCCAUCUUCGGCCAGUUCUCCGGUAACGGUCUCGGCUACUUCAACACCACCAUUUUCGAGAACCUCGGCGUCACCAGCGUCCCCCAGCAGCUCGGUUACAACAUCCUCAACCAGGUGCUCUCCGCCAUCGGCGCCCUGACGGCCGUGUGCUUGACCGACAAGAUGCCCCGCCGCAAGGUGCUCGUCAUCGGCACCUUCAUGUGCGCCGUCGCGCUAGCCACCAACUCGGGCCUGUCGGCCGUGCUCGACCAGCAGUCGCAGCGCGGCGAGAUCGACCUCUCUUACGGCCAGGGCGCGCUCGCCUCGUACUUCCUCUUCAACAUCAUCUUCUCCUUCACCUACACCCCGCUGCAGGGCGCCAUCCCCACCGAGGCCCUCGAGACCACCACCCGUGCGAAGGGCCUUGCCCUCUCCGCGUUCAUCGUCAACGGCAUGGGCUUCAUCAACCUGUUUGCCGGUCCCAUUGCGCUUGAGAGAAUUGGCUACAAGUACAUCUUUGUGUUUGUUGCCUGGGACGUCAUCGAGUCGAUUGCGUGGUUCUUCUUUGGUGUCGAGUCCCAGGGCCGCACGAUCGAGCAGCUCGAAUGGGUCUACAACCAGCCCAACCCCGUCAAGGCCUCGCUCAAGGUCGACAAGGUCAUUCUCACCGAGGACGGCAAGGUCGCCGAGAAGAUUGUUGCUUAA
Molecule: messenger RNA, 1653 nt
Organism: Chaetomium globosum CBS 148.51
Lineage: Eukaryota; Fungi; Ascomycota; Sordariomycetes; Sordariales; Chaetomiaceae
Exons: 6
Coding region: 1-1653 (550 amino acids)
Biological process (GO): carbohydrate transport; transmembrane transport
Cellular component (GO): membrane
Molecular function (GO): carbohydrate:proton symporter activity
Source: RefSeq, a predicted model, not a curated record